AUGGAUGGUCAGACGUUCUGCUCAGUUGCAAGGCAGGGCAUCAGCAAGCUUCAGAAGGCGAUCCACGAGCAUAAGAAGCAGAAGGAGGCUGAAAACAUCAGCGGCGCGUGCGAGCGCUUCUUGCUCGACCUUGACAAACUCUCUGAACCCUCCAACUCCAACGAUCCUGUCAAUCUCCAAGAAAACUUCGACUAUGCCGCUCUCUUCGUUCCUUUCCUCGCCGCCCUUGAGCUUCGCAACCCCAAGCUGACCGAGUCUGCGCUUGACUCACUGCACGAGUUCAUUGCGCAUGGAUACCUCAAGGACCUGAACCUCCGCACAGACCCGCCUCGAAGCCUCGCGGAAGUUCUUGUAGAGAAUGUGUGUGGAUGCAGCAGCAUAGAAGACGAGACCGUGCAGAUGCAAGUCAUCCGAGUCCUCCAGACCUCUGUCAUGUGCGAGCCCAGCAUUGUGCAUGGCGCCAACCUACUUCAGAGCGUUCGGACUUGUUUCAAUCUGCACCUGGGGAGCAGCAGCCAAGCGAAUCAGACGGCUGCCAAGGCUGCGCUGUCGCGAAUGAUCAACGCGAUGAUGAACCGACUAGAGGGCCUCCCUGCCUCAGCAUCCCGACACGUCGAGGACCGUGGGAUUCCUGACCUGCCGGCCUCUGUCCCCAGCACCCCCGAGCCUGCCAAGAGCUCUCAAGCCGGCGACUUUCCUGCGGAGCACCCGGAGAUGCCUGCCCCGAGCCCCAACGGGUCCCACAUGAACGGAUCCGCUGCACAUACGAAGACGCCCGAAGCGGAGAAAGUCAGCGAAGAGACAGACUUCAAGUCUGUUGAAGAGCGAGACGUGUAUGAAGUUUUCCACAGACUCUGCAGACUGUCGAUGAAGUAUGAAGUAGUGGACAGCUGGGUGAAGCCAGACGAGACGAUGAAUAUGCAGAGCAAGAUGCUCUCGCUCGAACUUCUUCUCUCCAUGCUCGAUCAGAGUGGUCCCAAGUUCAAAGGUUCCGCAAAGUUCAUAACUUGCAUCAAGCAGCAGCUCUGCAUGUCUCUCUUGAAGAACGGAGUGUCUCCUGCUCCGCGAGUCUUCAAGGCAGCGCUGCAAGUGUUCGUGACGUUGAUCUUGAACUUCAAGACGCACCUCAAACAGGAGAUCGGAGUUUUCUUCACGACCAUCUUCUUGAGGAUAUUGGAAUCUCCUCACUCUACCUACCAACAGAAGACCAUGGUCCUCCAACUCCUUCACAGCAUCUUCCGAGACCCGCAGACCGUCGUGGAUGUCUUUGUAAACUACGACUGCGAUUUAAAGCAGGUUGACAUCUUCGCCAAGAUGCUAAACCAGCUUACCCGGACGGUUCAAUCGGGAAGUGGCGCUUCCAAAGACACCGGUUACUUUACGCCCGAGCAGGUUCAUCUCCCUCCCUCGCCACAUCAAUAUCAUUCCAAGCUCGUCGAGAAGGACUUCAUCUGGCUGGAGACGGGGGAGAUUCUUCCCAGGUCCAUGGCCAAGAACGAGAGCAGCGAGGGAGACCUGGAGAGCUCCGUAGACUCGAGGGUGGGAGGAGAGAGCGAAGACGUGGACCCCGUGCUGAAGCAGAAGGAGCACAAGACGCAGCUGCAGCAGGGGAUCAAGGCGUUCAACCUCAAGCCCAAGAAGGGAAUCGAGAUCCUCACGUCCUCCGGUCACCUCAAGAAGGAGCCGCAAGCCAUCGCCGCCUGGUUUCACAACCAGCCGAGCUUGGACAAGAAGGCGAUCGGAGAGUACAUGGGGGAGCCGGACGAGUUCAACAAGGCGGUGCUGUACGCCUACGUCGACAUGAUGUCCUUCGCCAACAUGACCAUCGACGAGGCUCUUCGCCACUUCCUCUCGGGUUUCUGGCUGCCCGGGGAAGCGCAAAAGAUCGACCGCAUGAUGGAGAAGUUCGCGGAGAGAUUCUGCAAGGACACCGACUCCUUCUCCAACGCCGACACUGCAUACGUGCUCGCCUACUCCAUCAUCAUGCUCAACACUGACGCGCACAGCCCCAAGAUCGCUAAGAAGAUGACCAAGGAAGAGUUCGUGCGCAACAACCGAGGGAUCAACGACGGGAUGGACCUGCCACCUGAGUUCCUGGAAGGAAUCUACGAUCGGAUAGUGGCCAGCGGCUUCAAAGUGAAGGAGGACGAAGACGUUGCCACGUCAAUGUCCACGGACUCCGAGAAGUCAGUGCAUGAAAGGUACCGAGCUGAAGCCCAGCAGCUCAUGUCAACAGCUCAGGGGCUGCUGAAGAAGGCGGCGGAGCAGAGCUCUGAUCACUUCUUGAUCUCCAACAAGUCGGAGCACGUCAUCUCGAUGCUCGAGAUCAGCUGGGCUCCCAUGCUCGCGGCCUUCAGUGUGGUCAUGGAGGAGUCAACGGACAACGGGCUGAUCGCACAGUGUCUCAAGGGCAUGACGGGAGCCAUCACUCUCCUCAGCAUCUUCAGGCUCCACAGCCAGCGCGACGCGUUCGUCUCCACCCUCACUCAGUUCACCAACCUCCAUGGCCACACGGUGCGCGAGGUGCGACAGAAGAACCUCGAGAGCAUCCAAGCCGCCAUCGCCAUCGCCCGCAACCUCGGAAACUUCCUGGGCUCCUCCUGGGGACCUGUGCUCCGCUGCUUCAGCGAGCUCGACCGCCUGCAGCUUGCGGGCUCGGGGUCGCGGUUGGGAAACGUUUUCGGAGGGUCGGAGAGCUCGGGGAGCCACGGGUCGAGGAGGGAGUGGUUCGAGGACAAGGACAACCGCAAGGAACUCAUCGAAGAAGCCAACUCCCUCAAGCUCGAAGAGAUCGACACCGCCGCCAUCGAUCGCGUCUUCUCCUCCUCCGCUCGCCUGAGCGACGAAGCCAUCAUCGACUUCGUGAAGCACCUUGUGGCUGUCUCUCACGAGGAGAUCGAGUCCUGCCCUUCCGCCCCGCGCGUGUACAGCAUGCAGAAGAUCGUAGAGAUCACCUACUUCAACAUGUCGAGGAUCCGCAUCGUGUGGUCGCGCAUCUGGUCAAUCCUGGGGGAGCACUUCCAGAGCGUCGCGCUCGCGGUCAACACGGAGCUCUCGAUGUACGUCAUCGACUCCAUGCGGCAGCUGGCGCUCAAGUUCCUGGAGAAGGACGAGCUGACGUCCUUCCACUUCCAGCGAGACUUUCUCAAGCCGUUCGACUUCGUCAUCGCCAACAGCAAGACGGCUGAGAUCCGCGAGCUGGUCGUGCGCUGCCUCACGCAGGUGGUUCGAUCGACGGCGAGGAACAUCAAGUCGGGCUGGAAGAUCGCCUUCCAGGUGCUCAACAUCGCAGGGCGAGACGAGUCAGACACCAUCGUCCUCCUCGCCUUCGACCUCGUCCGGAAGGUCAUCCACGAGAGCUUCCACCAGGUCACUUCCGACCCGGCCCAUGGCCACCUCGCCUACGCCGACUGCCUCAACUGCCUGGGCGUGUUCGCCAAGAACCUUCGGAACAAGGAGGUGGCGCUGGAGGCCGUGGACCUCAUGUGCCUCUGCAACAAGAUCUCCCUGCAGGCUCUUGGCGAGGACCUCGACCACACGCUCUUCACCGACAGUGAGCGGCACGUCAGGAUCUGGUUCCCCAUCCUCACCGGCCUCGCCGGCCUCUCCUCCGACCCUCGUCUCGACCUUCGCACUCGCGCGCUCGACAAGCUCUUCGAGACGCUCAUGGCGUACGGGCCCAACUUCGACAAGAGCUUGUGGGGGCACGUGUUCCAUGGCGUUCUCUUCCCCAUGUUCGACGACGUGUACCACGUGGACGAGGUGGCGGACACGGAGUGGCUUGAAACCUCCUUCUCUGCUGCCAUGGCCCAGAUGACGGACGUGUUCGUGUCGUGCUUCGAGGGCGCGUCGCCGCUGCUACAGGAGUUUCUCAAGAUGCUUUCCCUCUGCAUCGUUCAGCACAACGAGCGGCUGGCGGAGAUGGGCGUCAACAGCAUCAAGCGGCUGCUCAGUGAGGCGGGUCGGCAGUUCUCGUCGGAGAUGUGG
Guillardia theta CCMP2712 is the source of this 3987-nucleotide messenger RNA. RefSeq lists its product as hypothetical. Gene Ontology annotation, biological process: regulation of ARF protein signal transduction. The transcript has 4 exons. The record is from RefSeq and is a predicted model, not a curated record. The annotation marks the transcript as partial. Gene Ontology annotation, molecular function: guanyl-nucleotide exchange factor activity. NCBI's taxonomy places the organism in Eukaryota, Cryptophyceae, Pyrenomonadales, Geminigeraceae.